This is a messenger RNA of Corythoichthys intestinalis (scribbled pipefish), 1379 nucleotides long. RefSeq names its product zinc finger protein OZF-like. The transcript has 2 exons. Bases 190 to 1233 code for a protein of 347 amino acids. Gene Ontology annotation, molecular function: DNA-binding transcription factor activity, RNA polymerase II-specific; RNA polymerase II cis-regulatory region sequence-specific DNA binding. Gene Ontology annotation, biological process: regulation of transcription by RNA polymerase II. NCBI's taxonomy places the organism in Eukaryota, Metazoa, Chordata, Actinopteri, Syngnathiformes, Syngnathidae. The record is from RefSeq and is a predicted model, not a curated record.
GUUAGCAAGACGGUGUUGCGUUGCAUACAAUACGAUUAGCUCUUUCGUUUCUAAAAAGGCAAAUAAAACUGUUUAUUCAUGUUGGUAUCAUCUCGCCUUGGUGCGCGUUCAAGGUCGUCAUUCUCCUGCUAGCUGCUCACUGAGCACGAUUCAGCUCCACUUUUCAAGUGUCAGCGUUUUCGCGUAAAAAUGUGCAAAGUGCAAAUGCUGAGAGCUCUGCUUAAUCAGCGACUAAGUGCGGCCGUCGAAGAGGUUGUGGUGGUGUUUGAAAGAACCAUAGCGGAGUACGAGGAGGAGCUUUGUCGGACCAAAGAGGAGAACGCGAGACAACGGCAACUAUUGGAUGCUGUUUUUAAAAAGCCCAGAGCUGAAUUGCACGUACAAGACGACGGUGAGGAAGAUCUUCAUCUGGAGCAGCGGGAGCGCAGCAGCCAAGUGGAGCAGGAAGAACGAGAACCCCCUUACAUUAAAGUAGAAGAGGACAGAGUUCAUCUUCAAGAACCGGACUUAUCUGUGUACCGCAUCAUCGUGAAAAGUGAAGACGAUGAUGACAAAUAUCAGCGCCAGGAGACCCGAGAAGUGGCACGUCCCAGCGGCAGCUCUGUUCACCGCGGAAGUCGUGUAGCUCCGCUGUCAGAUAGUGCUGAUACCAUGUCUGACACGGAUGACGAACCCUCCAAAAGUGAUGCGAUGUGCCACGCUGAUGACAAACAUGUGAAAUGUUCUCAAUGUGACAAAACAUUCGGAAACAACCGGAAUCUUAAACGCCACAUGAGGUGUCACACAGGAGAGAAACCUUUCCUCUGUUCGCAUUGUGGGAAAAGAUUUUCUCGCAAGGAUUACUUGAUAACACACACCAGAAAACACACAGGAGAAAAACCCUUUUCCUGCUCUGUCUGCAACUCCAGUUUUACCUUUCAGUCGGCGUUAUUUCAACACAUGGAAACGCACUUUGGGGAGAAGCCGCAAUGCCCACAGUGUGACAAAACCUUUGGCAACAAGCGAAAUCUCAUACGACACAUGCGGCGUCACACAGGGGAAAAGCCGUGCGUCUGCUCCUUCUGCGGUGAACGAUUUUCCCUGAAGAGAAGUUUGAUACGACACAUUAGGACACACAUUGGAGAAAAAACCUUCUCCUGUUCCAUCUGCAACACGAGUUUCUGCUAUCAGUCUGGUUUAAGUAAGCACAUGAAAAAACACGCCGGUGAGAGUGCCCCGCUCAAGUGCGUGUGAUUCAUUCUGAACAACACCAAAGUGGAAACGCAAAACACUAAAUUAAAAACGGCGCAUGUGUCAAUAUUCAUAUUCUACAGUGCCUUGCAAAACUAUUCGGCCCCCUUGAACCUUUCAACCUUUCGCCACAUUUCAGGCUUCAAACA